Molecule: messenger RNA, 447 nt
Organism: Schizosaccharomyces osmophilus
Lineage: Eukaryota; Fungi; Ascomycota; Schizosaccharomycetes; Schizosaccharomycetales; Schizosaccharomycetaceae
Gene: iec5
Product: Ino80 complex subunit Iec5
Exons: 3
Coding region: 1-447 (148 amino acids)
Source: RefSeq, a predicted model, not a curated record
AUGGCUUCUCAAAAAAAGCAAGGAGAGCGCGUUCUCCCUGUACGCUCGACAAGAAAGCGUCGCCAAUUACCUGAUAUGCUUUACUACGAUGAGAAUACCGAUUCUUAUGUGAUGCCUGAGCACAGCCAAGAGUCUGUUGAUCCUAAACCUGCCAGCCAGUCUUCCUCAAUGAGCUCUGGCCAAGUCGCAAAUCUGCAAGUCGAGCAUGCUCGCGAGCUAAGGGUUCAAGAGCUAAUGGAGUCCAAGCUUCAUCAUAUUCGAAAACAGCAACGUAAACAAAGAUUUCGGAAAUCACAAUGGAUACAAGAUUAUCAACAGUGGGAUAAAUCAGAGGACCAAGACCAGUGGAAUUCUGAUAAUGAAAGUUUCGGUCCAGCUGAGCAAGCUUCAUCGUUUUUGGAUGCUCUUCGCUUUUCCGAACAAUUUAUGCAAGUUGAACAAACGUAA